Molecule: messenger RNA, 426 nt
Organism: Leptinotarsa decemlineata (Colorado potato beetle)
Lineage: Eukaryota; Metazoa; Arthropoda; Insecta; Coleoptera; Chrysomelidae
Molecular function (GO): odorant binding
Source: RefSeq, a predicted model, not a curated record
GAUCUCAGUGGUCUCCUGAGGCAUGCCGCUAAAGAAUGGCAUGCUAAAUGUCAAGUUAUAACUGGCGUAUCUGAUGAAGAGAUUUUCGGAUUGAGAAGUGGUAAUUUCGCAGUAGCGGAGAAUACAAAAAGAUACCACUUAUGUAUUUUCAUCAUGGCAAAUGCGAUAACCCCAAAAAUGGAAUUUGUUGAAAGAAUUUUCCGAAAAUACAUACCGGAUAAUACUAUGGUGCGAAAUUAUAAACAAUGUUUCCACGAAUCCAAAAGAAUGCAAACACAACCAGAGGAAAUAAUAUUGGGAAUGUUACACUGCAUGUUUGCGAGAGAUCCUGUGAAAUUCCUGAUACUCUAACGGAUGAUCCAAAUUCAACACUGAGGUUUUUUGAAUUGUUAUGUAUUGCUUUCUUGAAUAAACGUUGCAUAUAUA